AUGGAUCCAUGUGACAACCACACAAGCUCUGAAAAAGGGAUGGAGUUCCCCCUGCAACUGCUGGUCGGGUCCUGCCUCACCAUCCUCAUUGUGAUCACUCUCUGUGGUAACAUUAUCGUCUGCCUGGCCGUCACCCUCGACCGCCGGCUCCGCAGUCUGACGAACUGCAUCAUCGUCUCCUUGGCCAUCACCGAUCUGCUGCUGGGCCUCCUGGUCCUGCCAUUCUCCGCCUUCUACGAACUCGCUAAAGUGUGGCCCUUCGGUAGCACUUUGUGCAACAUCUACACCAGCCUGGAUGUCAUGCUGUGCACGGCUUCCAUCCUCAACCUCUUCAUGAUCAGCCUGGACCGCUACUUUGCAGUCACCACACCACUACGCUACAGCCAGCUGGUCACUACCACCCGGGUGGCUGUGGGCUUGGUCAUUAUUUGGACGGUUUCACUAAUGGUGUCCUUCCUACCCAUCCACCUGGGCUGGAACACCAACGGGACAGCAGUCCAAAACAUAUCCCCCAACUGCAACAAGGAGUGCACGCUUGAGGUGAACCCUGUGUACGGGCUAGUGGACGCCUUGCUCACCUUCUACAUCCCUUUGGUCAUCAUGUGCAUCACUUACUACCGGAUACUGAAGAUAGCAAGGGAGCAAGCCAAGAGGAUAAACCACACGUGGUGCUGCAGCAACAACACCCCCAUGCCACCCAUGGUGAAAGAGCACAAAGCCACCGUGACGCUGGCGGUGGUGUUGGGAGCAUUCAUUGUGUGCUGGUUCCCCUAUUUCACAGUGUUCACGUACCGGGGGGUAUGGGGGGACAGCAGGGUGAAAGGCACACCCAUGUCCAUUGUCCUCUGGCUGGGCUAUGCCAACUCAGCCCUGAACCCCAUCCUCUACGGGACGCUCAACAGGGAUUUCCGAGUGGCAUACCAGCACUUGCUGCGCUGCUGGAGGACUGGGGGUCCCAGGAGGUCUCGCCUGCCUCCCCUCCCAAAGGCCCAGUCCAAGGGAAAGAACUGCAGGCAGGACCAGGGCAGGCAGGAGGGUAAACCCCUGAAACUGGAGACGAGGAACGGGAAGGGGAUCUUGCUGACCGAUGGAUCCCUCAAAAG
Molecule: messenger RNA, 1103 nt
Organism: Eurypyga helias (sunbittern)
Lineage: Eukaryota; Metazoa; Chordata; Aves; Eurypygiformes; Eurypygidae
Gene: HRH2
Product: histamine receptor H2
Exons: 1
Biological process (GO): G protein-coupled receptor signaling pathway, coupled to cyclic nucleotide second messenger; chemical synaptic transmission; positive regulation of vasoconstriction
Cellular component (GO): membrane; dendrite
Molecular function (GO): neurotransmitter receptor activity; G protein-coupled serotonin receptor activity; histamine receptor activity
Source: RefSeq, a predicted model, not a curated record